Molecule: messenger RNA, 714 nt
Organism: Pelodiscus sinensis (Chinese soft-shelled turtle)
Lineage: Eukaryota; Metazoa; Chordata; Testudines; Trionychidae
Source: RefSeq, a predicted model, not a curated record
AUGUCGGGGGAGGAAGACUUCUACCUCUUUGAGAACGUCUCCUCGGUGGGGCCGUGGGACGGGCCCCAGUACCACAUCGCCCCGCUCUGGGCCUUCUACUUCCAGACGGCCUUCAUGGGCCUGGUGUUCUUCGCCGGCACGCCCCUCAACGCCGUGGUCCUCCUCGUCACCGUCAAGUACAAGAAGCUGCGGCAGCCGCCCAACCACAUCCUGGGCAACAACUGCGGGGGAGGGGGCUUGGGGUCCUGGGGGUGUCGUCUGGGCACAGGGCAGGGCCGGGGCCGCACGGUGAGUGACUCCCCUUGUGCCUGCUGGUCCCUGGCCUUCCUGGCCUUUGAACGCUACAUCGUCAUCUGCAAACCCUUCGGGAACUUCCGCUUCAGCGCCAAGCACGCCCUGAUGGCGGUGGCGGCCACCUGGGUCAUCGGCAUCGGGGUCUCCAUCCCGCCCUUCUUCGGCUGGAGCAGGUUCAUCCCCGAAGGGCUGCAGUGCUCGUGCGGCCCGGACUGGUACACGGUGGGGACCAAGUACAAGAGCGAGUACUACACCUGGUUCCUCUUCGUCUUCUGCUUCAUCGUGCCUUUCUCGCUCAUCUGCUUCUCCUACUCCCAGCUGCUGGGCGCCCUGCGCGCCGUAAGUACCCGCUGCGGGGACACGGCCUGGGGAGGGGUGUGUGUGCGAGAGACGGGCGUGUGCACGCUUGUGAGCGCGUGA